Molecule: messenger RNA, 1203 nt
Organism: Grammomys surdaster
Lineage: Eukaryota; Metazoa; Chordata; Mammalia; Rodentia; Muridae
Gene: Sh2d1a
Product: SH2 domain containing 1A
Exons: 5
Coding region: 212-592 (126 amino acids)
Biological process (GO): cellular defense response; cell-cell signaling
Cellular component (GO): cytoplasm
Source: RefSeq, a predicted model, not a curated record
GCUGGCCUUAAUUGAAGUGUGAGAAGAGGUUUUAAGGCAGGUAGACAACAUCCUGUUGUUAGGGUGCUCAUUUCUCUCUCUCUCUCUUUACAUACUGGCUGCCUUAGUAGUCAGGUGGCUGAUUGUGCCCAGCAAGCCACUGCAGCAGCAACAGCAGCAGCGUCUCCUUUUUACUAUCGUUCUUCUGGGCCCAUCGAAGAGUUUGCUAGGCAUGGAUGCAGUGACUGUGUACCACGGCAAAAUCAGCAGGGAGACCGGGGAGAAGCUCUUACUAGCUACAGGGCUGGAUGGAAGUUAUCUGCUGCGAGACAGCGAGAGUGUCCCUGGCGUGUACUGCCUGUGUGUUUUGUAUCAAGGUUACAUCUAUACAUACCGAGUGUCCCAGACAGAAACAGGUUCUUGGAGUGCUGAGACAGCACCCGGGGUACAUAAAAGAUUUUUCCGGAAAGUAAAAAAUCUCAUUUCAGCGUUUCAGAAACCAGAUCAAGGCAUUGUAACACCUCUGCAGUAUCCAGUUGAAAAGUCUUCGGCUAGGAGUUCACAAAGUACCACAGGGAGAAGAGAUUCUGAUAUCUGCCUGAAAGCGCCGUGAAGAAGAGUAACUCACUCUGUACUUUAUUUUCAAUAAUUUAAAAUAGAGAACCUUACAGAAGGCUGUGGAAGAGCAGUCUGAGAUCCGAAGUAUUAGGCAGGUUGCUAUGUAUAUGUGAAUUCCUCCAAGUAAACAAGAUUGGUGCAUCUGAUCUAUAGCCACAUGUUUCUCUACAAGCUAGAGUACACUCCAUUCUCUCCAAUUUUUCUUGAUAUGUGAUUCUGCUUUUCAUCGCAAUUGAACUAAAUUGCCCUUAACAUAAACAAAUCUGCAGAAAUGCAAAAGCUUUGCCUGGACUCUCUGGUAAAGUUACUAAGGGAACAGGUCUAGUGGGAAAGGAAGAGAAAAAGGAAAUGCAGAACUAAGUGAUGGAAACUAAACUUCUAAGGAAAGUUGGAAUGGAAUGGUUAUACCUCUCUAUGUAGGUAGUAUGUGAAUUCCAAAUUAUACAUUGUCAAGUGUUCAUAUAUUUGGCUAUGUUGUAUAUAUUAUUUCAUAUAUAUGCAGUCGUCUAUAUAUUAUAGAGCUCCUAGGUGGCUUGAGAAUAAAUGUCAUCCUUAUUUUAUACAUUACUUUGCUGGAUUAAAAAAUAAAACAUAUACUUAUUUCUA